AUGGACGAUGUACAGACGAUGUCCACCUCAGAGAUGCCGAUUUUUGACAUAACGCUGCACCUGAUGAAGUUCUGGUCAUAUCUAUUCGUUCAUAAUUGGCGACGCUAUGUCGCGCUGACGCCAUUUGCUCUCAUCAAUGUUACCCAAUACGUCGACAUCUACCUAAGCUCCGAAUCCCUGGAUUUCAUCAUUCGGAAUGUCUACCUGGCGGUCCUCUUUACCAAUACAUUUGUUCGGGGUGUUCAGCUGUGUGUGCAGCGCACGCGUUACGAGCGAUUUCUGGAACUGUUCAAGGGCUACUAUAUUCAGCUACUGAACAGUUCGGAUCUGCACAUUCGUCAAUUGGUGGCUGACGCCACGCAACUUUCGAAAACCAUUGGACGCAUUAAUUUGGUAAUGGGAACCUGCAGCUGUGUUGGUUUUGUGACCUAUCCCAUUUUUGGCUCGGAGCGUGUGCUGCCCUAUGGCAUGUAUGUGCCUGGUAUUGACAAAUACGCCAGCCCCUACUAUGAGAUCUUCUUUGUGGUGCAGUUCAUAAUGACGCCUAUGGGCUGUUGCAUGUACAUACCCUAUACCAAUCUGGUGGUUACCUUCACACUGUUUGCUAUACUCAUGUGCCGAGUGCUCCAGCACAAGCUGCGCACCUUACAGCAAUUGCGAGGCAUACGAGUGCGUCACGAAAUUAUAUGGUGCAUACGUUAUCAGGUCAAGUUGGCAAGACUAGUGGAUGCCAUGAAUGAAUUAACGACCAAUUUGCAUCUGUUUGAGUUUCUGUGCUUUGGCGCGAUGCUUUGUGUGUUGCUCUUCUCGUUGAUCAUUGCACAAACUAUUGCCCAGACUAUAAUAGUCAUUUUCUAUAUGGUCAUGAUAUUUGCCAACAGCGUUGUGCUUUAUUACGUGGCCAAUGAGCUUUAUUUUCAGAGCUUCUACAUAUCUAUUGCCGCCUAUGAAAGUAAUUGGACUGAUUUGGAUAUUGAGACACAGAAAACAUUAAAGUUUCUAAUCAUGCGCUCGCAAAAACCACUAGCGAUACUCGUUGGCGGUGUUUAUCCAAUGAACCUGAAGAUGCUGCAAUCGCUGCUGAACGUCAUUUAUUCCUUUUUUACGUUGCUGCGACGCGUCUAUGGCUGA
This is a messenger RNA of Drosophila virilis, 1131 nucleotides long. It is a transcript of the gene Or30a, whose product is annotated as Odorant receptor 30a. Gene Ontology annotation, biological process: sensory perception of smell; detection of chemical stimulus involved in sensory perception of smell. The record is from RefSeq and is a predicted model, not a curated record. Lineage: Eukaryota; Metazoa; Arthropoda; Insecta; Diptera; Drosophilidae. Gene Ontology annotation, cellular component: plasma membrane. Gene Ontology annotation, molecular function: odorant binding; olfactory receptor activity.